Messenger RNA from Cucumis melo (muskmelon), 2037 nucleotides. RefSeq names its product LEAF RUST 10 DISEASE-RESISTANCE LOCUS RECEPTOR-LIKE PROTEIN KINASE-like 2.8. The transcript is spliced from 4 exons. The record is from RefSeq and is a predicted model, not a curated record. NCBI's taxonomy places the organism in Eukaryota, Viridiplantae, Streptophyta, Magnoliopsida, Cucurbitales, Cucurbitaceae. Bases 1 to 1731 code for a protein of 576 amino acids. Gene Ontology annotation, molecular function: polysaccharide binding; ATP binding; protein kinase activity. Gene Ontology annotation, biological process: protein phosphorylation.
AUGGUUUGGUUUGAUGUUCAGCUCUGGUUGGGCGAUGAUAACUACGAGCAAUUUAAAUAUUGCCGGGUGAACUACAACUGUGGAGAUUUGGUAGACAUAUCGUAUCCGUUUUGGGGGAAUGAGCGGCCAGAAUUUUGCGGUCGGCGAGAAUUUGGACUCAAUUGCAAAGACAACAAAACCAUGAUACGAAUCAACAAUCGCCAAUAUAUCGUUGUGGACAUCAGUCAAUCGAAUAAUAGAAUGACGAUAGCAAGAUCAGAGCUGUUCGGUGAUUACUGCCCUAACAGCCAAAUAAAAGAGAGUGAAUUAUGCUUUGGACAAGAAUACUACAUCGAAGUGACAAUUACGGGUGAUGUAUUGAGAGGAGGAGUAAAGAACAGAACGAGGGUGGUGGAAAGGGGAUUGAAAGAAGGAUUUGAAGUUGAAUAUGGGGAUUCUUACACCAUAGCUUGCGAUGGAUGUACAGAAUACGGCGGCCAGUGCGGUUCCGUCGUUCGCGAACAAUUUGCCUGCUUUUGUGGAGGUGGUAUAUAUCCUUACGUUUGCGGACCUCCUUCUCCUCCUGGAAAAAGAAGAAUAUGGACACAGCCCGUCUUCAUUGCUGCAGCUUCGGGAGCCAUCAUUCUGAUAAUCUCUAUAAUCAUCUGCAUCUACUGCACGAUAAAAUGCAUAUCAAACAAAGAUAAAAUAAUUGAGGAAAGUAUAAGGAGAUAUUCUACACUAACUCCCAAGCGAUAUAGUUACUCAAAGCUGAAGAAAAUCACAAACUCUUUCAAGAACAAAUUAGGUCAAGGAGGAUUUAGCACUGUCUACAAAGGAAAGCUACCUGACGGACUUGAUGUGGCUGUGAAAGUUUUGAACAAGUCCAGCGAAAAUGGCCAAGAUUUUAUCAAUGAAGUGGUUAACAUCACUAGAACUUCGCACGUAAAUAUAGUCUCACUCAUAGGUUUCUGUUACGAGAGGAAAAAAAGAGCUUUAAUUUAUGAAUAUAUGUCUAGAGGGUCAUUAGACAAAUAUAUAUCUCACAAAGGGCCACAGACAAACAACGACAAGUUGGAUUGGAACACACUUUAUAGGAUUGUUAUUGGUGUGGCUCGAGGCUUAGAGUACUUGCAUCGUGGUUGUAACACAAGGAUUUUGCAUUUUGACAUUAAACCACAUAACAUAUUUUUGGAUAGCGAUUUUUGUCCCAAGAUCUCAGACUUUGGGCAUGCCAAGCAAUGCAAGGCUGGAGAAAGUCAUGUAACGAUGACAGGCGUGAAAGGGACAGUAGGAUUUAUUGCGCCUGAACUAAUAUUCAGGAACAUUGGUAAUGUAUCUCACAAGUCUGAUUUAUAUAGCUAUGGAAUGUUGGUUCUUGAAAUGGUGGGAGCAAGAAAGAAUCCAAAUGAUGGAGUGGGGCAAAACAGUGAAGAGUUCUUUCCUGAUUGGAUAUAUAAUACUCUCACACAAAGUGAAAUAGAUGAAGACUGUUUGUGGGGAAACACAGAAGAAGAAAAAAAGAUGACAAGAAAAAUGAUAAUCGUGGGACUACAUUGUAUUCAAACAUUGCCCAACGACAGGCCGUCGUUGACCGAUGUUGUUGCAAUGUUGGAAGGCAGUGUUAAUGGCUUACAGAUUCCACCAAAACCCAACUUGUUUGGACCUCCAACCUUUGAGCAUCCCCAACCUUCUUCCUCUUCAUUUUCUAGCAUAGAAGCAUCACAACAACAAUCAUAUUUACCCUCUUGAAUGAGGACUCUUAGGUUUCAUGUCCUUUAUCCUUUUUGAGUAAUAUACAAGCUUGUAUAUGAUUUGGUGACAAUAAGGAAAGUGUAAAGUGGAGGGCAAUUUCACUUGAUAUGAAUGUUUAACAGCCUGUGGUACUUUACUAUUUACAAUUAGGAGACUUGGUUUAAUUUUUCAUAUCCUACUCCUUUUAGGAAAAUGAGAGGGAGGAGUGUUGCACUUGCAACCUGUAAGAACCAGAAUAGGAGAUUGAUAUUUAGCAGAGAAGCAGCAUACAACAACAAUCACAUAUUUACUUUUGAAUCAACA